CCUGCGCUGCUGACACCCUCUGCUGAGGCACAGAUGGUGCAGUCUCUGGGCUUCGCCGUGUACCGUGCGCUGGACUGGGGGCUGGACGAGAACGAGGAGCGGGAACUGAGCCCACGCCUGGAGCAGCUCAUCGACCUGAUGACCAACAGCGACUCAGAGGACAGUGGCUGUGCCACGGCUGACGAGGGCUAUGAGGGGCAGGAGGAGGAGGAGGAGGGGGGCGAGGGGCCGCCGCGCUCAGUGCGCACCUUCGGGCAGGCCAUGCGGUGCUGUGCCACACGCCUGGCCGACCCCGCCGGCGCCUCAGCGCACUACCAGGCUGUCUGCCGUGCACUCUUCGCUGAGACCGUGGAGCUCAUGGCCUUCCUCGCCAAGAUCCGUGAUGCCAAGGAGCUGCUGCAGAAACUGAAGGAGGAUGAGGAAGAGGAGGAGCGGCCAGCGGCGGAGCUGGGCAGCUUGCGUAACACCGACUGGGCCCGGCUGUGGGUGCAGCUGAUGCGGGAGCUGCGGCACGGUGUGAAGCUGAAGAAGGUGCAGGAGAAGCAGUACAACCCACUGCCCACAGAGUACCAGCUCACCCCCUUCGAGAUGCUCAUGCAGGACAUCCGCGCACGCAACUACAAACUCCGCAAGGUUAUGGUGGAUGGGGACAUUCCCCCCCGGGUGAAGAAGGAUGCCCAUGAGCUCAUCCUUGACUUCAUCCGCUCACGGCCCCCUCUGAAGCAGGCAUCAGAGAGGCGGCUACGGCCCCUACCCCAGAAGCAGCGGACACUCCAUGAGAAGAUCUUGGAGAAGACCAGGCAGGAGCGGAAGCUCCGGCCUGUGGAGACAUCAUAUCACGGGCAGAAAGCAUACAGCUCCCUGCCCUGCAUCCCCCACGCCUGCACCAGCCGCCUGGCCUCCAGCUCCUGCCUCGAGCUCUCCCGGUGCCCUGCCAGCGCCAUGCCCGCACGCCCACGGCCACGCGUCCUGCUCAAGGCACCCACCCUGGCUGAGAUGGAGGAGAUGAACCUCUCUGAGGAGGAGGACUCUCCGGGCACAGAGGUGCCACUGAAGCGCGAUCGCUCCUUCUCAGAGCACGACCUGGCACAGCUGCAGAGCCAGAUGGGAGGGGAGCAGACUGCACCCCAAGACCCGGAGCCGCUGCAGCCCGAGCUCCGGCCCCGCUCAGGCUCUGUCCCUGCCAGCUGCCACGCACUGCCCGAUGGCCCAGCACUGCCCCGAGCUGCCCUUGGUGCUGUGGAGGAGAGGCCAGAGGAUGGAUCCGGUGCUGCCCCCACCACCAGCUCCAAACACCUCUGGCUGGAGUUCAACCACCCCGUGGAGAGCCUGGCCUUGACCGUGGAGGAGAUGAUCAAUGUGCGCAGGGUGUUGGUCAAGGCUGAGAUGGAGAAGUUCCUGCAGAGCAAGGAGCUGUACAGCAGCCUGAAGAGGGGGAAGGUCUGCUGCUGCUGCAGGACCAAGUUCCCCCUCUUCUCCUGGCCGGCUGCCUGCCUCUUCUGCAAGCGGUCUGUCUGUAGCUCCUGCAGCCUGAAGAUGAAGAUGCCUUCCAAGAAGCUGGCUCACAUCCCCGUCUACGCUCUGGGCUUUGAGAGCCUCCCGGUUUUUUUUAAGGCCCCUCCGCUGACCCGGAGGGAGCCCUUCCACUCGCUCUCGGGGUCGUGCUGGCGCCGGGUGGAGGAGGAAUUUCCCCACAUCUACGCCCAGGGCUCAGUGCUGCGCGACGUGUGCCCCGACUGCGCCGGCUUUGUCACCGACGUGGUGAGCUCCAGCCGCCGCAGCGUGGCCGUUCUCAACGCCAGCGCCGCACCGCGACGCCACAAGGCGCGAUCGCUCUACGGAGACGCCUGGCUCAAGUGA
Molecule: messenger RNA, 1860 nt
Organism: Acanthisitta chloris (rifleman)
Lineage: Eukaryota; Metazoa; Chordata; Aves; Passeriformes; Acanthisittidae
Gene: SPIRE2
Product: spire-type actin nucleation factor 2
Biological process (GO): establishment of meiotic spindle localization; polar body extrusion after meiotic divisions; actin nucleation
Cellular component (GO): cytoplasmic vesicle membrane; cell cortex
Molecular function (GO): actin binding
Source: RefSeq, a predicted model, not a curated record